Molecule: messenger RNA, 9652 nt
Organism: Varroa destructor (honeybee mite)
Lineage: Eukaryota; Metazoa; Arthropoda; Arachnida; Mesostigmata; Varroidae
Biological process (GO): regulation of glycogen biosynthetic process
Cellular component (GO): protein phosphatase type 1 complex
Molecular function (GO): glycogen binding; protein phosphatase 1 binding
Source: RefSeq, a predicted model, not a curated record
UGAAAAGACCGAAAAGUCUAAGAGGGGCAAAAAAAGCUUACGAGGUCUAGAAAGGACUGUUCGGUGAGGCUUGCCUUACCGAUCCAAUCCCCUCUUUGAUUCCUGGAUACACUAUAAUGUAUUUAUGAAUCUGUUUUAUAACCGAAAGAAUCAGCUUUUUCGUGCUGUUAGGAAUAGGCGAUGGAUGCAUGCCUACUUCGCCAAACGGCCCGCCAAGAUGCGUCACAACUUAUCCCAAAUACCCUGUAUUUUUCAAACUCCCUUCACGCUCGCAGCAAUUGGGCAGACUAGUCAGGCAGGAUUAUUAAUGUAAUACUCUAAAGCUUAGGUAAAAACCUUCACUAUGUCCAUGCAAGAAGGCUUAGAUCCGCCCAAAAUAUAAACUAGAUCGCUAUGGCAUGAAAACCCACCUCAGAAUUUCGCCGUUAUGCAAGGGAAUCGUACACGAAAUCAGCCAACUUUGGCAAUUUUUAUUCUACAAUUCAUCCUAGUCAAUACAUUUUUACAUGAGAUAAAAGAUGUUACCAAAAACAAUCUCUAGGAAAAUAUAAUUAUAGCUCAGGUACGCUUGCACGUAAGUCUAUAUUUGUUUCAAGUUGGCCGAGUGAUAUCAACUAAUCGAUGAAGGCGUAAGGACCUCGUGUUAUUAUCACGCAUUAAAUCCAUAGUAAAUGUCUAGAAUUGGCCAAACGCGUAUUCCCAACGCUCAGAUAAUAUGCCACAAACAGUUGAUUCGACGACAAACCCUUCCUUAUUAGAUUUCCUAUAACGCUAAUUGAAUAAAAUACUGGAGAUACAUAAUGAAACACCGCUUUCUGAUGCAGUCUAUCGAGUGUAGCUCAUGUGGUUACUCGUAGUAAGUACGGUUCUAUGACUAUGGAUAAUUUGGUAACAUGUAUUUGAACAAAAACGUCCGAAAAACCACGAUGUCCGGUAACGCGGUCCCUGUGCAGGGAGACGUUGUUUCCUUAUGUGUCGGAAGUCUUCGGUCACAAAAUGUAUUCGCACUAGGUGUCGCCACAUUCAACAAAUGCUGUUCAUCGCCAAUCAUUGCAACAAGCCAGUCCCAGCUAGAGAAUCAAUGGCGGUCUCUUUUAGCUUCAAACUAGCCAAUUACCUAUUCCAUCGUUGUUAUCGUCGGCAUCAUUAGUUGCCGGUACGAUAUAUAUGACCAUUUCGUGGUGUGACUAGAAGAAUUACGGACAACCAUUUCAAAUUAAACUAUUGCUACAUCAUUCUGUAAAGGAUGGUGCCCAUCACGACGGCGUAGAACGAACGUAACCAAAACAGCUUCACGUGCAAAUGUGCUGACAUGAUCUGAAAAACCGCAGCCUCGGCAGCUGAAUUCCGUUGUUUGCCCUCCCCACAUUUCGCCGGCGAUGCUAACAACAACCGCGGUCCUCCCGGCCACUCCGGGCAGCCACGCGAGCGCGCCCGCCACGACCAGCUGCGGUUCCGCCAGUAACAACUCCCUUCCUGGCACGACCAGCUCCUCGCCACCAGCACCGCUAUCAACAUUACUCCAGCCGCCGGUGAUUUUAGUAUGUCCCCCAUCCACAUCAUCGUCGGCUGAAAGGCCAUCUUUCGACGUCAUCGAGAAAACCCCCCGCGCGACAACCACGACUGCUGGUAGUAGUAGCAGUAACGGCACUGGCAGCGGUGUCUCCUUCGAGUAUAUUGAUAACGGUGACAAUAGUUCGAUCAGUAGGUCGAAUGAUACAUCUGCUACAACUUACUCGAACUGUAUUGAGUCCACGUUACAGCAGUCGUUGCCGGCACUAAUAAUUAGUUCCUCUGAGUUGAGCAAGUCCGAAUCACUGGGUUCAGCGCAGAUGCCAGCAUUUUCAGUAUCGUCGCCAGCAACAGCCAUACCUACAGGGGCGUCAACUUCUACGUCUACUUCAACCUUAUCGACAUCACCGUUAUCCUCAUCAUCCGGAAGUGAAUCGAGUGGCGGUCCUCGAGUUCGUCGUAGGGGCACAGCGAACGGCAUGUCUCUUGAGCUGUACACACAGCAGCCGACGCAGGUGUUUCGGCUACCAGCAGCGGCUCAAGACCCAACGCCUGCUGCAACCUUGGGCCAGAUGUUAGAUUGCCGUUUCCCCGCUCAAGCUCAUGACACAACGAGUAUCUAUGUGGCUGCUCAGAGGCGGCAGCGCCUGCAAAAGGAAAAAGAGCCUACUAGACGGUCAUCAACAAAUGUUCCGCCAUCAAAAAGUUGCUUAUCACCUAACUCGUCUCGCUCAGAGCCAACGUCACCAACAAAAGUCAAGCGUAAAGUGUCGUUUGCCGACGACAAGGGCCUUUCGCUAACUGAAGUCCGAGUGAUGAAAAACGAAAUUAAUGAGCUGCCUCGUUGGACACAGCAGCUACUCUUCCAGUCACUUCCGACGCGCAACGAAAGCACCGUUAUCAACACAUGGGAUCCUUUGUUUCCGCAACCUGCUUCAGAUUAUCUCGCGUUCCGGAAGCGCAUCGAGGAAAACAACGUGGCCCUGGAAAACGUCAUCGUUAAGAAAGAUGACGACCUCCUGACUGGUACGAUUAAAGUAAAAAAUCUCACCUUCGAAAAACACGUGUUUGUGCGAGCGACGUUUGAUUGCUGGGCAAGCUACUGCAACUAUCCGGCAAUUUUCGUCUCUCAAGGCACGUGUCCCGUGCCAGCGCUCUUUGAUACGUUCUCAUUUAGUAUCAAAGUACCAGCGAGCGCCGCACGAUAUGGCAUCAUCGAAUUGUGUGUCGGUUACAAAACGCCCCACAGAGAAUACUGGGAUAGUAAUGGCGGUAAGAACUACAAGCUUGCCUCGGUGACACGCCGAACCUCAGACAACACUUCUCCAGUAGUGGCUGCGACCCAAGUUGGAUUUAUUCCGCCUGUGCAUAAACUUGCCUCCUACUCUACCUCGGACAUUGCUGGUUGGACCGAUUUUUCAUCGUGGAAUCAAAUCCUUUCGCAGGGGCCGUAUUGGUAAAUCAGACAAAGCGUACAACAGAUCACAUCAUGAUUGCGAACCGACCAAGUACACGAAAAAUAUUGAAUCGUUUCAAAAAUCUAUUGUUAUCUAUUCGCGCUUUUCAGUGAAAAGUAAAAAAUUUCAUACAGUUUUCCCGUCAGAGAAAAUUUACCGAUGCCUUUUCAAGUAGACUUCCAUCGUUGUCAGGAAAGGUAGUGAAACUGUGGUCUUUCUGUAGAAGAGCCUGUUACUUCUGCAAAUCAAACAAUGGAAGCAGCAACCUACAUAUGGUGAUGAUUAACUUUAUUAUUAUGGUUGUUACUUCUACAAUAAUACAAUUUGUAUUUAAUAGUAGUGUGUUGGUUAGUAAGUGUGGCAAAGAAUGCGUUUCUGUAGGCGCCAGUAUUUAAACGUGUAGACCCACUGAUCGACGCACGACAAUAAACCACAAUGACAACUAAACAAAGAGGACUACUUGUGCGGCUAUUUUGGACCAUGCAUUGCUGGCAUGGAUUAAGGCCACAAAACUGCAGCUACUGCGCCGAGAUGGCUGAAGACCCCGCCUUACGUUGCUAAAAGAGGAGGCUUUAUCACCCAAACCCGGCAGUUCUUUGAUUAUCAACCGUGUGGCUUGGCAGUCAGUCUUAAGCACGCACAUAUCCUCCCGCGAUCGAUCCAUCGACCAAUUGGUGUAAUACAGUCAGUUGAGUACUAAUAUAAGAGGACGUUUGCUGACCAUGGAAAAGCAGGCGUCCGGCUAGUGAAAGCAAAGGUGUAGAUAGCUGGUGACGGGACGAUGACACAAAUGAAUGCUCUCCCUCUCUAGAGCGUCCACCUCGUCCUUACAUGCUACCACACUCGCCAUAUGUAUGGAUUAUAUGGGGCGUGCAUAUCUGAUGGCGCCUGUGCACGCUGGCUAGCAUAUAAGUCAAUGAAUGAUUUCCCCAGAUAGAAGCACCCCACUUCCUUAUAGGUAUCAAAGGUGACGGGAGUGCAGAAGAAAUAGGCCCCGAAAAUCGCACAUCACAAAGCACAUUUUAUUAGCGCUUACGUCCUGCUUACACCUAUUUGAUAUUUAUUAAAUAGCUGAAUUAUCGCAGAACAUUUGCCUAAGUGAACAUCAAAGGAAUAUUUCUAAACGAGAUCAACUAUUUGGUUUUUAGUCCAAACAUAGAAUCGAUGGUAUUUACUUAGUACGAACUUUGAGUAUAUUCGCUUAUAAUAAUUGUCCCGGAAAAACUUUGCAGUCAUCUAAGAUCCUCGAACUUAGCCGUCGGGAUCCGUAUCGAAUGCAGGCGAAGAUAUUCGAGCACGCAGAGCGUCUGACACUCAUUGUGUUUGUAAUAAUAGGUAUGACUGAGGAUUUCCAUAUCCAUGGGACCUUGUAACACCUUUAAAACGUAUUAGCCUGUGUAAACAGCGAUGACUAAGCCAGGACAAAUUGAAAUGCUGGAAAAUAGUUCAAGCACACAUUUACACACAUAUAUAAAUUACUGGACUUACAUCGAUUAAUGCGAAGGGCAUUUUCGCAAAAAGCUGAAAACUUAAAUCUGUGGGAAACACAUGACAUGUGUUUUGAAAGGUUAUCUCUGAUGGCCUUAGUAGCAAUAAUAUCUGUGAAAUAGCCAGAAACUUAUAGCUGCCGAGGAAGACAGUUCAUGGAGGUUAUAAAAAAUCCUGAACGAUAUUCUUUAAGGUUGCGAGAAUCAAAAUAAUUACAUUUCUAUAUAUUUCUAUCUUACACAUUUUAUUAUAAUAAUUGCUCAGGGCAGCACUUACAGAACUGUGUGACCUUGAGGAUCGUAUCUUCUAUAUUCGAGGUUGUUUUAUUUCGCAUAUGGGAUAAAGCGAAUACUUCCAAUGUAUAGUAAGGAAAACCUGUGCAUAAUUUGAAAAAUAGUACACUCAUUGGCUUCAUUAGCCACCGUAAAGGCAAGAUGUUACACAAUAGUUGUUAACGGACAUUUACGAUGCAACAACAGUCCUUGAGAGGCAGCUUUAAAAUACGUACACUACGUGCUCUCUUCUGUAAGUCGACAAAAGAGGGAGAAUGCUUUGCUACAAGAGAAACAACAGAACUGGGAAAGAAUUGUCUCAACGACGAUGACAGAUAAAUCUAAACAAAAUAAUCACUAUGAUAAGCGAUGAAUAACACUUUUACAGAUUAGAUUCGGCAUCCGCUCUGAACUGAUGCCUUAUAUAUACACACAUAUAUAUCCCUUCUAGCUAAUCCAGUAAUACGAAAUACACGACUUAUACAUCUGCGUAGAACAUUAUUUCUAGACAAAUGAAUUUAGCAGCUACAACAACAAGAGAGUCAAACAUCAAUAGCUUUAAAAAAGUGAGAGAAAGUGACGACUGGGACAUCGUACAGUUUCGACGAUUAACUCAAUUUUUCAGUAAAAUGAAAUGUGUAAUCAAUGAAGCAGUAGCAAAUUCUUCAAGUGUACAUAUAAUUAGUAUAGCGAUUCAAACUGUAAUCUAAAAAAAGCAAGCAAAACACGGUGAUGCUAUUGGCGAAGAUAAGAUAGAAAGACUAGCAAAACACAUGUGAAAUGUUCCUUCACAUGUCGUCUUGCAAAGACUGCCAUGAUAAUACAACAUUGAUCUGCACCACAACACACACACAGACAUCGUUUUCUGCAUAUAUAUAUAUAUAUAUAUAGAAAAUGAUGUAUGCAGAAAAGUCUACAGUGGUGUACUAUAUGUUGUAUAUCCGUGGCAAAUUUGCGUUACGACUAAAUGAACGAAAGAUUUACUUUUAAAGAAUUUUUCGAAUGAUUUAAAAUAAUUUAAAAAAAUCAUAAUGCACGUAUACGUGAGUGACGAUAAUAGAAAGGUGAGGUAACUUAAUUAUAGCUACUGCAAGAAGGUGUGUGAUAUUUCUUAUCGUGGACGAAUAACAGACAUCAAUGAAUUAUAUCUUUAAGACACCAUAUAAAUGAGAUACGUAACAAUUGUUUUUAUAGAGUAUCUAGCAUAUAAUGGACUCCCUAUAUGUGUACUGAUGUGCCUUCAAUGUGUGACAUAUGUUAAAUAUCUAAGUAGUAAUGAUAUCGUAUGGCAUCAUCCAUUGCUACCUUCUGACGUAUCAGAGGCAUUAAUACUUGUACCAUCCGUGGUGAAGAUAUUCUAAUACACAUGUGCAGCUACAAACCUUAUUAUAUUUGUAUGCUACGCUACAGGUUUACUUACGAAAUACAUGGACCGAAAAGGUCUCCGAUAUACAAAUCUAUGCAUGCACACAUACAUAGGAAAUUCAAUUUUGGUUACCAUAUGGUAACAAACGCCAUGCGGUAGAAUUUUUAAGGAAGGAAUGAUGAUAUUAUAUAUUAUAACGUCGAAAUGAAAAUGAUGGCAAGCGUUUUAUGAGAACAAAGUUUAGUUUUAGCUUCGUUUCUCUGUGAGUGAGUUUGACUGGUAAGAUGAUGGUGCAUCGCAUACAUAUACAGCCAAAUACAAUAACACACAUUGCUAUACUGUUUAAUGUAUGUCUAAGAAUUACUGUGCAAGGCUUUGGCCUGAAAGCAGAGCUAACGACUGCUAGAGGUUAUGGUAGUUAGUUGUUAAAAAUCCAUAGGUCAUAUGGAACGGACUACUGGUUCUAGUAAAAUUUCAUUGAAACAUGCUCAAAACGUAAUUAUCUAGAGGAAAAAAUUAUUUUUUUCAAAGGCCUCCAUGAAACAAAAUUAUGUUUCUUGAGCCAAUGAGUAGAGAUGAAAUAAAUCGUGUUACAUAUAAUAAAUUAUAAUUGCUUUUUGCUUCUAGAACCUAUAUAAACAGGCUAACAAACAGCUCAGGGUAAAGACGUAUAUGUUCUAAGGUUUGGGGUUCCCUAUUUGACGAUAGGCUCACCAGAUUAGCCGCUAGCUAGUUUCUGCUGAGUUGAAUAAUAAGAUCUUGAGACACAAAUAGUAGGACCUAUUAAGAUGUUAGUCGCAUAAUACACUGUUCAAACAAUAUUCGGACUAAGCAAAAAAAAAGUCACGCGUCCCACUUUCGUGCCGUCCAGCGUCAUUCGGUUUUCAUGUUAUUCGAUCCGAUAUAUCUCCUGUAUCGAAGAACCUGUGACCGCUCGUUAACUAUAUAUCCAUAUACACACAACUAUGAAUCUCCCGCGUAUUUUAGCAACUACUUAGUGUUCUAGGGCCCACUAUCAGUAGUUGUCUAGAGUACAUAUAGAUAUUAUUAAACAUUUACAAUAGUUUUUUAAGGUAGUUGUAUGUUCUUUUAUAUUAAACAGGUUCGAAUGCCUCAAAAUCAAAAUUACGUUCUUUUUCUAUGUACAAAGGAGCUGAACGGAGUAUUUUUAAUAUAAAAAAGACAAAGUAGAAGGCUAUCGCGAAUAAUAUAGCAGCGCUGCGUUGAAGAUGUACAUGAUCCGAAAACUAACUUCGCUAUUCUGAUGUUUCCUAUACAUGAAAAAGCUAAUCAACCAAUCGCUAGUUUCCAGUUGGCGCGGUGUCCCUAUAACCAUUGAUGUGAGCCUAUGCCUUGAUGCUGGUUUUCAAUGAACCAGCUGGUAAAUUCGCUUCUUUAUUGACUUCUACUUUUGAGACCAAAAUGUCUAGAGUUAAAGGGAAACGCUCAAAACUGGCUUUAAAAUCCAUUUUGAUUUCCGUACUUCUUUUCACAGGACAGCUGACAUUACUUACUCGUAUAACUGACGGAGUUGUGUAAAAAAGAAUUUUGCUGGCUUCAGGAAUGUAGAGUUCAAGCUUUUCCGCAAGUGGAUGAUACAUUGAAGUCGGCGCAUGACUUAUGACUAACCGUACGACCAUGUGAAGACUACGAUACAUUCUACAGCUGAAAGUAGUAAAGGUCAGCCGUAUUUUGAGGCACAUGUAUAAACGAAGGAAACAAGCGCUGUUUUUUGAUGUGACAACCAAUACUGAUUCGCCGGAACGUUGAGUAAGGGUCCCCAAAAAUGACAAACAAUACGCCGUUCUAUAAACGCAUUUCUGAAUGGCUAAUUGUGCUUCUAAGAUAGAUGAGACACUGAACACACCUAUUAGGUUACUACACGUGACUUCGCAAUUUAAAUCAAGCUUAUGCAAUUUCAUCAGCACAUCUUCUUAAUAAUGCAGCCUGAAUAAGUUCUUAGUAAAUAACUACCCUCAACUGAGUUAAUAACCUCAAUUAGGAACAUCUUAUUUAAAUAGCAGUAGGGUUUGAAUAAUGCGUAAUCUAAUAUACGUAUGCCUCCGUAUUAUCUCAGACACACUAACGUGUUUCCCGAUAUUUAAUUACGAAAAUAAUUCUUUUCUUUGCUGAUACAAGCAAGCGUAGUUUAGUUGGUCUAAUUUUAUAUUUGGGAACCAUAUAUGGACUUCUCCAUGUCAUAUCUUUUCACCUUGGCAUAAAUUAUUACAUUCGUAUUAAGAAAUACUAGGUCAUUAUCUUCCAAGUGACCCGAAGUACUGUCGACAUGCAAAUGCGUCCAACGGCGCAGAUUGUUUUCAAAGCUCUAUGGGGCAAAGAGCGAUGUGCCCGCUAACAAAUGGAUCAGUUAGGGCCAUUUUCAUCUGUAACAAGUAGACGGAACUAAGCGGAAGGACUUCCAGUAAAAAAGAUUGGUUACAAGCAUUUAGAAUACCAUUGGUCUUCGUUGUUUGCUUGUCUAACUAGUAUAUAUUCGAAGAAAUCAGUUUUGUCAUAUUUAGUGUUCCGGUUUACUCAUUAAUAUAAGCAUCCUAUAAUUGAGCAAUGAAUUUUUGAUACGAUAAGUCGAGACGAGAAGGCGACGGGAAAGUAGAAUAUGCUAUGGGAACAACAUUGUGAUUCUUAGACAUUACGGGUAAUCUUGCUUGCAUUACAUCAGUUUUGGAGAGACCUAGUUAGAUGCACUUAAGAUGUUAGUUAAGAUAGUUAGAUGCAUAAGUUACUAUAUAUCGCCUAGCGGUGCGCUCAAAAUCUUUGAUAGGUAAAGAAACGUGCAGGUGGUCCUAUAUAUUAAUCUUGGGCAACUCUAACCGGAACUGAUGCAAUCCGUACUGUGCAUUUCGUAUAUACACCUCCGCAACGGUUCAGAAGAUGUGACGUAAAUAGUUUACUUGUUCACCCAAAUCUUAAUUUUAGAAUUCCCGCACAAUCAAAUGCACGCCACAUUUAUUUGGGUUCGAUUCGUAAAGUCAACUAUCUGCAAGCACCCCUUCCACUAUGUGAUAUGCCAUGGGGAAGCAAAAACAACGAGCUUUCGUAGACCCUUUUAGCAAGUGAUGAUUUAGUAUUUAAUUAGAAGCUAGUUCUUAGACUACCAAUUAAGCGGUUUCAUUUAUAUGAUUCAUAUACCUAUUACUCAAUUCCAUAUACCUAUUAUUCAACUAUAGUUUAACAAUACAUAGGGCUUUUCCUAAACCAUUGUUGUUUUUUUAUUCGAAAAACCCUAUCAUAUUCAUAUAAUGGCCACUUCAGUAACAUUCUUCAAAGCCAGCACUUUUACACUUUUCCUUCCUGAUAAUUAAUUCUAAUGUCGAUAAUGCGCAGUGAAUUUUUCGUUAUUAUAAAUUGCCAUUAAAUAUUUAAUUCGUCGGUAGCUUGCAUCAGUACUCAACCAUCAACUCUGUCACCUUCCCCUAGGAUUUGAUCUAAACGUUUCCUUGAUUGGUUAAAUAUACCGUUCGACUUACUACAGCGAUUCAAAUUCAUAAGCCAAAUAAUAAAUAAAGCUAUAAUGUAUAAUCCACAUAAAACAUUUU